This is a messenger RNA of Anguilla rostrata (American eel), 1916 nucleotides long. Its product is annotated as 5-hydroxytryptamine receptor 1A-alpha-like. NCBI's taxonomy places the organism in Eukaryota, Metazoa, Chordata, Actinopteri, Anguilliformes, Anguillidae. The transcript has a single exon. Gene Ontology annotation, biological process: G protein-coupled dopamine receptor signaling pathway; regulation of behavior; regulation of vasoconstriction. Gene Ontology annotation, cellular component: plasma membrane. Bases 120 to 1343 code for a protein of 407 amino acids. The record is from RefSeq and is a predicted model, not a curated record. Gene Ontology annotation, molecular function: dopamine neurotransmitter receptor activity, coupled via Gs; G protein-coupled serotonin receptor activity.
GUGUGUUACCAAGACUCCAGAUCACAUCACCACCGGCUCUCUCUAGGAUGGGGUAGAAUUGGACUGUAGUGCUUGUGCGAGGGGUUGAAGAUUUCCGUCGUGGUCGAUGCUUACUCGAAAUGGAAAGUACAAACAACACAACAUUUUCAGACGGGACCGGACUGAACGAGAACGCGACUACUUUAUUCAAAGUGGCCCUGAGUUACCAAAUCGUCACCUCCAUGUUCCUUGGAGCACUUAUUCUCUGUGCCAUAUUUGGAAAUGCGUGUGUGGUCGCGGCCAUCGCUCUGGAGAGGUCCCUCCAGAAUGUGGCGAACUAUCUGAUCGGAUCGCUGGCCGUUACGGACCUCAUGGUAUCGGUGCUGGUUCUGCCCAUGGCGGCACUUUAUCUAGUCUUAAAUAGGUGGACCCUCGGUCAGGUAACUUGCGACAUUUUCAUUUCUCUAGACGUGUUGUGCUGCACAUCGUCAAUACUACACCUAUGCGCAAUAGCUUUGGACAGAUACUGGGCUAUAACAGACCCCAUAGAUUACGUGAACAAAAGAACUCCUAGACGCGCAGCCGUCUUAAUCAGCGUUACCUGGCUGGUAGGGUUUUCUAUAUCUAUCCCGCCGAUGUUAGGAUGGAGAAAACCUGAGGACAGAGCAGACCCUGACGCCUGUAACAUCAGCCAAGAUCCCGGGUAUACCAUCUACUCAACUUUCGGCGCGUUUUACAUCCCGCUGAUUCUAAUGCUUGUUCUCUACGGGAGGAUAUUUAAGGCUGCCAGGUUUCGAAUUCGAAAAACAGUCCGGAAAACGGAGAAAAAGAAAGUUUCGGACAAGUGCUUGGCGGUGUCGCCAGCCCUGUUUCACAAAAAGACUAACGGGGAGCUGAGCAAAAACUGGAAGCGGAGCGUGGAACCCAAACCCAGUUCGUGCGUAAACGGCGCGGUCAAACACGCUGAAGACGGCGAGUCACUGGAGAUCAUUGAAGUUCACAGCAACUCCAGAAAUCACCUUGCCCUGCCUAACACUCCACAGUCGGCUGUGUGUUUCGAGAACAGAAACGAAAAGAGCACAGAGGCCAAGAGAAAAAUUGCCUUGGCCAGAGAACGCAAAACAGUAAAGACCCUUGGUAUCAUAAUGGGAACGUUUAUUUUGUGUUGGUUGCCAUUCUUCAUUGUGGCUCUGGUUUUGCCCUUUUGCCCUAAGAGUUGCCACAUGCCCGCGUGGUUGUGGAACGUGAUUAACUGGCUUGGCUACUCGAACUCUCUUUUAAACCCGAUCAUAUAUGCGUACUUCAACAAAGAUUUCCAGAACGCUUUCAAGAAAAUUAUUAAAUGCAAAUUCUGCAGACCCUGAGCAUAAACUGUCAUUUGCUUUUCCUGCAAUUAAGUUGCUGACAUUGGACCAUUUAGUUUUGUUACCAUGUGUUAAAAAACUGAAUAUAAACGACUUUUAUUAUUAUUAUUAUUAUUAUUAUUAUUAUUAUUAUUAUGAUUAUGAUUAUGAUUAUGAUUAUGAUUAUGAUUCUUAUUAUUAUUAUUAUUAUUAUUAUUGCUGUCGUUGUUGUUGUUGUCACAGUCGUCGUCGUUGUCCUGAUCUUCCCGACCAUAAGAUACCUACUAAAACGCCUGAUAAAGUCGACCUGUGUAGUUAUGGAGAAGCCUUUGCUAUCAAUCUCAGAAACGAAAUCGUCAUUGAUGGACAUGGUGCCAGGUUUUUCAGGGUGUUUAUAAGCUUUACAUUAUCCGGAGGAAUAUAAAAGUACAGUUAGUGCCAUGGCUUGCUUAGAAUUUUACAUUUCCAUGAAGAUGCAUCUCAGUGUAUGUUAGGCAUUGUGAUCAUUUUGAUGGACCAGGAGGAACCUACUGCCCGAGAGUAUCAUCACUAUAGGUUUUGCUUCGUCCCGUUAAGACAAUAAACAACUUUGUG